Paecilomyces variotii is the source of this 2150-nucleotide messenger RNA. RefSeq lists its product as hypothetical. The transcript has a single exon. Bases 114 to 2066 code for a protein of 650 amino acids. Lineage: Eukaryota; Fungi; Ascomycota; Eurotiomycetes; Eurotiales; Thermoascaceae. The record is from RefSeq and is a predicted model, not a curated record.
GAAUUUCAGUUUGCAGAUAUAUAUAUAUAUAACUCAAAAUUAUAAUAGCUUUCUGCCGGUCGACCAAAAAGGAGAACUCAUAGUUGGUCUACCUGAAUCUCUAAUAAUAUAUAAUGGCUGGACGUACUCCUGAUAUUCCGCUGUCAAGCACUAUACCAACCCGGCCUGAUUCGCCGAGAAAACGGCGACGCCAUCUUCGUGAAUCAGACGAGACAGAGGGGUUUAUGUUCAUCGAACAAUACCUGCACAGAUCAGACCCAUAUAGAUCUACGAGUGUAGACCAUCCUUUACCCUAUCCCAUUUCAACCAGACCAGCAAGGGGCACAAUAACGACAGAGGCAUCAGAGUACUAUACGCCUAUCGCAGAUAUCCUUAAGAAACAUGGUUUCCAUGGCCGAUACGAUAUCGGUGUCGUCGAAGUCACUAGACCUGGAUACCCAGGCGGGGAGAGGCCGACCAUUACCUUAAUGACCGAGUACCGGUAUGGUGCAGUAUUCCCUCUUGUUCCAGGGCACGCUCGAGACGAAAUUCGGGACUUGCUUCGCCGGAAUCUCGUGGAUCUCCACGUAGAGAUUGUCGACUUGCAAAACUGCUUCAGGCCGUCACUGUUCGCCAUUUCGCCAGAGCAUCCUACUGUUCGACCCUACGAGCAAGCAAAGGGAGAUCUCAUCGAUAUCCUAACAAAGGAGCUCGGUGCCAACUGGAGGACCCUUUGCCUGUUUGAAGUCGGCCCAUCAAAACAGAAGGCUGAAGCGUCAAUCGUGGUUCUUGUAGAGCCCCAGACCAACAGCAAUUGGUCAAACAUUCGGUUUUCCAUGUUGCGUGCGGUCAGGCGGUUCCUUCAUCCAGAUGUACCUCUGCAAGUCGAGUUCUUACCCGGAGAUGCAUCACCGUUUUCCGGGGACACGGCUUCCCCACGCUCCCCUCCUUCGCAGAGAGGUGGUGAUGGCGAUGGUCGCCCAAUGCUUCACUUGAUGGAUGGGGUCGGACGACUCCAACGUGGUAUGUCCAUUGGCAUUAAAGGGGUCGAAGGCGGGGGUACCAUGGGUGGCUUCGUCACCUUCAAGAGGAACAAUGUCACCUAUCAGGGAAUUUUGACCAAUUACCAUGUUGUCAGGCCUGAUAAUCAUGAAGUGACUCUGGCGGACAGAAAAGGGAUCACCAUCGAUGAUUGGAACCACCCCAACAUUGAGAUUGUUUACCCAGCCACGAAAGAUGCAAGGGCGACAAAGCGACAAGCACAGGGGAACUAUGACAGGGCUAUGGCUGAGCUUCAACAUGUGACCGAGCGCAGGGAUCAGAACAUAGCCAUCGGACGGGGAGUAACUGAGAGAGAGUCGCAACACAUCAAAGAUCUCGACAGAGAGUGCAAGCUUAGCGAGAAGACCGUGCAGUCAGUGAAGCAUCUGCCAGCCAAGAUAGGCAAUGUAACAUUUGCCUCAGGCUUCGGCGUCAUGGGAUCGAGAUUCCUUGAUUGGGCUUUUGUCGAAAUCACAGAGCCUGAUAUCAAAAAGUUCUUCGGGUGUGACCGAAUGCCUCGUUACCCUUAUUGGCAUAUGUCCGGAAUGGAAAACUUACCUGUGAUCUCCUUUCGAGAUGAAGGAACUCGGUUCGCUGGCAUUCGAGAAAUGAAGAAAGGAGAUUACUAUAUUAUGGUCGGAAGAACCUCAGACGUUCGAGUCGGACGUUGCAAUGGUACUCUGGCAACGUGCCACUGGAGAGACAGCCAUGUUCGAUACGAUGAGAACGGCAACGCAGUAGAAACCUCCAAGGUCUGCGAGGAAUGGGUUGUCAUGGGCCAGGAGAUAAGAGACAACAAGCUAGUGCAGGGUAUUUUUUGCCAACGUGGCGAUUCGGGGGCAUUUUUGAUCGACACAAGUGGCUAUGUGUGCGGCCUGCUAUAUGGAUAUCUGGAUGCGAAGGUGAAGGAGGAUCUAUACACGCAUGCCGGUUUAGUUAACUGCAUGGGAGAUGUCCAGAUGUCAGCACGGGCUCUUAUAACCUCUCGUAACCCCCAGGGAGCGCCCAGUGAAAAUUCUGCCCACUUUGAACUUCCUUUCCCUUGAAGGGUGAAAUUGCUGCCGUCGACAUUCCUUCACUUCAUGUUCUUAGUCAGAGAUUUCGGGUUCAUACUAGUUAAAGCACGAGUU